This is a messenger RNA of Bathycoccus prasinos, 537 nucleotides long. RefSeq lists its product with no specific name. Bases 1 to 537 code for a protein of 178 amino acids. Lineage: Eukaryota; Viridiplantae; Chlorophyta; Mamiellophyceae; Mamiellales; Bathycoccaceae. The record is from RefSeq and is a predicted model, not a curated record. The transcript has a single exon.
AUGUCCUCCCACGAAGAACAUCCAGACGCGCACUUAUACGAGUCCGACCGACGGCUCUUUCGCGACCGGAUUAGAGAAAAUACUACCACGAACAACAACAGUAACGACGACCUGUUGACGACCCAUCGGAGAGAGACAGAGCAGUUAUUAUACGCCUCCGAUGCGAGUUUAUUUUCCCAAGGCGCAGAUUUGUGGCUCUCGGACCGGCUGUUGUACCGAACGAAACGAGAUUUUGAUGAUGAAAGUUUACGGAGAGAUGUGGAGAGAUUGAGAACAGAGAGUGGUUUCGUGUUUCAUACUGCGAGUACGACGAGGAGCGAGAGCAGACGAGGAUGUAAUAGUAGUAGUAACAGCGGGGAAGGCGACGGUGAAGAAGUUGCUCACUUUUCUGAGUGCGCAAUCUGUUUGGCGGAGUUCGCGAACGGCGAACGGUGCAUAAAAUUAAAGUGCAAACACGUGUAUCACGAAACGUGCAUAGUAAAAACGUUAGAGAGGGAGAAACGGGAGUGUCCUUUGUGUAGGAGCAAGGAUUUGUGA